Messenger RNA from Rana temporaria (common frog), 518 nucleotides. RefSeq names its product NADH:ubiquinone oxidoreductase subunit S5 (gene NDUFS5). The transcript has 3 exons. Lineage: Eukaryota; Metazoa; Chordata; Amphibia; Anura; Ranidae. Gene Ontology annotation, biological process: mitochondrial respiratory chain complex I assembly. The record is from RefSeq and is a predicted model, not a curated record. The coding region runs from base 112 to 426 and encodes 104 amino acids.
CACUUGACCUCUUCAAAGAUGGCUGCUCCUUAGCGUGUCACAUGACAGGCGCUUUACGGUUUUGUGCGUCGUGAACGGGUCGGUGUAGAGGACGUUCGGAGCAGCUCAGUCAUGCCAUUUAUUGAUCUUCAAACCAAACUCGGCAUUGAUGUAGACAAAUGGCUGUUGCUGCAGAGUGGAACGCAGGUACAUCAUAUAGCUGGACGUUGCCACGCAUUUGAGAAAGAAUGGGUGGAGUGCUCCCAUGGCAUUGGUAAAAUCCGAGCAGAAAAGGAGUGCAAGCUGGAAUAUGAGGACUUUAUGGAGUGUAUGCACAGAACCAAAACGCUGCAGCGCUUGAAGGCCAUCAAGGAUCAGAUGCAGAAGCUAGAGAAGGAAGGGAAAUACAAAGCUCCGGAUUUCAGUAAAGAGGAAAACAGACCAUAAUGGCAUCAAAUUGAAGCCUGUUUUAUUUGUUUUUGUGGCUAACCUAUUGAAGACAGCCAAACUCUGGCUGUAUAUUAAAAUGCUUAAAUUAA